CAUCUACACUGAGCACCAAUUAGUUGAGGACUUGGUGCCACCUUGUUAAGGUAGCGUCGAAUACCCGUCUGUUUGUUACGUUCAGUGACAAUCUCCGAGGCUACAGCGCAUCUAAGAGAUGAUACUGUUGUUUCCAGCCACGCCAGGGGUGAAAAGCAUACAAACCAGCCGAUGCCGCUGCGCAUAUCUUCGAUCCCCGCUGGGCCUGGAUCCUCCUCAAGCUGGGUGUGACCCAAGGGGAUGCUACAUACCAGUGUAUUCAAUUUGUUCUCUGGGCCUUGUGCGAGUCUGGAGUUCACGAAUCAUGGUUUCCAAGAUGAAACAGCAAUCGGGUGGGAGGUCGCAAAAGUCAAGACUUACGCCGUCCAUUGCAAGCUCGCAAGACCUACAACUUGGAGGACGGUCCCCAAGAGCGAGUGGCCUCCAGACGAUUCCUCUCGACUGCGAGCUCUUGGACAUUCGGGACCGAGAAGUCGAAUACUCCAUUCAUGACCAGGCGCCAAGUAAUUCGCUUGGGGGUGCCGCAAAAUCGCCUUCCCAAGUUUACUGGGGCUGUUCCGAGCGGCAAUGGCAGUUACGGGCAGUCCGGCUUGUCGAAUCCUAUCGGUCGCGCUACGUUGAUCGGGCGCCAAAGGUUACUAGUCUCAAGAAACACCCGGGGCCAGAGCCGAGAGAUGCGGCUGAUGGCGAUGCUGGUGGCACGCUUAGGGAUCGGGAGCGCAAGGGGUUCUACGACCUCGUGGAGGCGAAAUGAGCAGCAGUAACAGUAGCCCCGAGGUCACCGAGGAAAGGAUUCAUCCUUUGAGCCAAAGGCGCAGGGGGCAAUGAGAGG
This is a messenger RNA of Cantharellus anzutake, 832 nucleotides long. RefSeq lists its product as uncharacterized. NCBI's taxonomy places the organism in Eukaryota, Fungi, Basidiomycota, Agaricomycetes, Cantharellales, Hydnaceae. The record is from RefSeq and is a predicted model, not a curated record. Bases 119 to 754 code for a protein of 211 amino acids. The transcript is spliced from 4 exons.